Molecule: messenger RNA, 2413 nt
Organism: Alligator mississippiensis (American alligator)
Lineage: Eukaryota; Metazoa; Chordata; Crocodylia; Alligatoridae
Gene: SERINC3
Product: serine incorporator 3
Exons: 10
Coding region: 124-1539 (471 amino acids)
Cellular component (GO): membrane
Source: RefSeq, a predicted model, not a curated record
UCACAUCCUGGAGACGGCCAAUGAGCGCAGGGCGGAGCCGAGCCGAGCCGUGACUACGGGCUGAGGCUGAAGCCGGAAGCGGAGGCGGCUGUUGGGGCUCCGAGGGGCUGUUGCGGCGUUGCCAUGGGGGCCGUGCUGGGGGUGUGCUCGCUGGCCAGCUGGAUUCCUUGCCUGUGUAGCGGUGCCUCGUGUUUGCUGUGCCGAUGCUGUCCGAACAGCAAGAAUUCGACAGUGACGCGUCUUAUCUAUGCCUUCCUCCUCCUCCUCAGCACCUUUGUGGCCUGCAUUAUGCUGGCACCAGGAAUGGAAUUGCAGCUGAAAAAGGUGCCUGGAUUUUGUGAUGAGGGACUUCAUACCCGGCUACCGCACCUGAAUGGCUUUGUUAAUUGCGACGUGCUGGUGGGAUACAGAGCAGUGUAUCGCAUCAGCUUUGCUAUGGCAGUGUUUUUCUUUAUCUUCUCUAUGCUUAUGAUACAAGUGAAAACUAGUAACGAUCCAAGAGCCUCGGUGCACAAUGGGUUCUGGUUCUUCAAAAUAGCAGCCAUCGUUGGUAUCAUGGUUGGAGCAUUCUAUAUUCCUGAAGGGCCUUUCACAAGAGCAUGGUUUGCAAUUGGCAGUGCUGGAGCCUUCUGCUUCAUCCUCAUCCAGCUGGUGCUGCUUGUGGAUUUGGCUCAUUCUUGGAAUGAGUCCUGGGUGGAGCGAAUGGAGGAAGGAAACUCCAGGUGCUGGUAUGCCGCCUUACUAUCCUGUACAGGCCUCUUCUACAUCGUGUCAGUCAUUUUACUUGUGCUUUUCUACAUAUUCUACACACAACCUGAUGGCUGCACUGAGAACAAGUUCUUCAUAAGUAUUAAUUUGAUCCUGUGCGUUGCUGUCUCCAUCAUCUCUAUCCUCCCAAAAGUUCAGGAAAACCAGCCACGCUCUGGCCUUCUGCAGUCUUCUAUUAUCACUCUAUACACCAUGUAUCUCACUUGGUCAGCCAUGUCUAAUGAGCCAGAUCGAAGCUGUAACCCGAGUUUGUUAAACAUCAUCACACAGAUAACUACAUCCACAAUAGCUCCAGCUAACACAACCAUUGUACCUGCCACUCCAGCUCCACCAAAGUCCUUGCAGUGGUGGGAUGCACAGAGCAUUGUUGGCCUUACUAUCUUUGUCCUUUGUCUCUUAUAUUCUAGCAUCCGCUCUUCCAGUAACAGCCAGGUGAGCAAGCUGACUCUGUCUGGAAGUGAUAGUGCCAUCCUGGAAGAUGGUGUGGGGGCAGGUGGUGGAGCUGGAGAAGAAGUAGUCCGCCGUGUUGCAGACAAUGAGAAGGAAGGAGUUCAGUACAGCUAUGCCUUCUUUCACUUCAUGCUGUUCCUUGCCGCUCUGUAUAUCAUGAUGACUCUUACUAACUGGUACAGCCCUGAUGCAGAUUUUAAAACUAUGACAAGCAAGUGGCCGGCUGUGUGGGUGAAGAUAACUUCAAGCUGGGUCUGCCUCCUCCUUUAUGUCUGGACACUAGUGGCUCCUCUUGUCUUUAAGAAUCGAGACUUCAGUUAAAUGAUUUGAGUUUGUCCAAGAUUGUGGAAGUGUGAGAGUCUCCUUUGAAAGCCAAAAGGUUCUGCAAUUGCUUCAGUUAUUUUCUGAAACUAAGGCAUAAUACUACCUUUCUUCCCCCCCUGUUGAAACUACCUGCCAGUGGUUAGAAACCUGAUCGAUCACAUAAUGCUUGAUGCAUGAUCUAAGCUAUAUUAACGUUGAUAUGUUUUUAUUUAACCUGCUGCCUAAGUAAAAUUUGCUUACUACCACAUUUUAAAAAACCUACAACAGCUGUGCUGUUAAAGCAUGGAAGGAAAAAAAACAAACUAUACUAUCCAAUAGCCCCAGUAGAAAAUAUUGAGGAAGAAUAAUGUUUGCUAAACCCAAAGUAAUAUAUUUUAAAGAACAAGUUCUAUUCACUGCACUGCACUGGUGUACUAAUGGUCUACAUGGAAGCAUAAGCCAUAUUGGACAGUUGUUUCUACAUUCCACUGCAAAUGUUUCUGUUUCUGGGUAAAAGUUUAUGCAUUCACUGCAAGGAAGAGUGUUGAAGUUGGGUAGCUGUUAAUUGCAGGUCCUGCUUAUUCCAGGAGAAACUUUUAGAUUGCUUGUUUGUAAGGCAAAUUUUAUGGACACUGCUUCUUGACUUAGCAAGUUUGCCAAAUAUUCUCUCUCUUGCUGAUGGGCAUAUGUGAUUGUUUGUUUGAAAAAAAACAAAAACAAAACCCCCAAAAAACCUUAAAAUGAAGAUCAUGCUUCAAAAAUAACAAAGCUCGUUUCUUCCGCUUAUUUGUAUGACAUGCUUGUAAGCAGUAGUGCACACAGCUAUCAAUAUUGGCAUCUAAGACAUUUGCACUGUAAACUCAUUUGAAUAAAAUACUGAUUUUUAAUUGUA